Molecule: messenger RNA, 741 nt
Organism: Aspergillus caelatus
Lineage: Eukaryota; Fungi; Ascomycota; Eurotiomycetes; Eurotiales; Aspergillaceae
Product: GNAT family N-acetyltransferase
Exons: 1
Coding region: 33-593 (186 amino acids)
Biological process (GO): UDP-N-acetylglucosamine biosynthetic process
Cellular component (GO): endoplasmic reticulum; Golgi apparatus; endoplasmic reticulum-Golgi intermediate compartment
Molecular function (GO): glucosamine 6-phosphate N-acetyltransferase activity; monosaccharide binding
Source: RefSeq, a predicted model, not a curated record
CACAGAUCAAAAAAAAAAAAAAAAAGGCAACAAUGUCAAAAACACCCACACUCCCACCCGGCUACACCCUCCGCCAAGGCUACCCCUCAGUACGAGAUUACAUCCACCUCCGUUCCGCUUCAGGUUUAUCCCCGCAUAGCGCCGCCCAAGCAGAGGCUGCAAUGCGCGGCAGCUGGUAUGGAUGCUACGUUACAUACAAUGAGAACCCAGAGCAGAAUGACAAGGAUACCAAUAUAUCCCACACAAACAAUACAACAAGCCAUGAAUUGAUAGUCGGCAUGGGUCGUGUCAUCGGUGACGGCGGCUGGUAUUUCCACAUCGCCGAUAUGGCCGUGUUGCCUGAUCACCAGCGCAAGGGACUGGGCGAUGCGAUUUUGAAGGAUCUUAUGAACAGAAUUCGUUCGCUGGCACCUCCUCCUGAAAGAGCGGCAGAUGGGAGAUUGAUGGGUACCUAUGUGAGCUUGUUUGCUGAUGUGGCGGGUCGCAAGUUGUAUGCUAGGAAUGGGUUUGUUGAUUCCAUGCCGCAUUCUAUGGGUAUGGUGCAGUUGUGGGAUAGGGAGUCUGCUUCUGAUGGUGGCGUUUCUGAGAGUUAGUGGUGGUGUUUUUACCUGCAAGAAAUGGGAUAAAAUAGUGUAUGCCGGGGCAAAGGUUGACAUGGGUCCAGACAGGCUAAACCAACAAGCGUAUUUACGCCAGCUGUUAUUUAAUCAUUAUGGCAGGUUAUGAGCGAUAAACCUAAAC